Oncorhynchus kisutch (coho salmon) is the source of this 3922-nucleotide messenger RNA. RefSeq names its product calcium binding protein 39-like (gene cab39l). Gene Ontology annotation, molecular function: protein serine/threonine kinase activator activity. Lineage: Eukaryota; Metazoa; Chordata; Actinopteri; Salmoniformes; Salmonidae. The record is from RefSeq and is a predicted model, not a curated record. The transcript has 9 exons. The coding region runs from base 290 to 1294 and encodes 334 amino acids. Gene Ontology annotation, biological process: intracellular signal transduction.
GGUAGAUAAAUAUUCAGUGUGCGCCGCCUAUCCCGGGACUGUGGCUCAUAACGAAUCAGACCAAAUGGAAUUCUGCACUGCCUUCUUAAAAGAUUCCGUACAUUUUAAUUCGCACAUACACAUAUUCCUCUGACGUUUUGCCCAGCAUACAACACACCGCUGGCGUGACCAGAAAAAGCUGCUCGGUUACAUUGAGAAUCGAGACAGCAGCAGAGACAUCCGAGAGAAAAAAUACUAAAUAGACUUUUGCACCGCUGCCAGGAGAGACCCAAGGAGAGGCCCAGCCACCAUGCCGCUGUUCGGUAAAUCCCACAAGAAUCCCGCCGACAUCGUCCGGACUCUGAAGGAGAACAUGGCCAUCCUGGUCAAACAAGACAAGAAAACAGAAAAGGCAUCAGAGGAGGUGUCUAAGUGUCUUGUGGCCAUGAAGGAGAUACUAUAUGGGACCGGUGACAAGGAGCCUCACACAGAGACGGUGGCCCAGUUGGCCCAGGAGCUCUACAACAGCGGCCUGCUCAUCUCCCUGGUGGAAAACCUGCAGGUCAUCGACUUUGAGGGGAAGAAGGACGUGUGUCAGAUCUUCAACAACAUCCUGCGGAGGCAGAUCGGCACCCGCAGCCCCACCGUCGAGUACUUCUGCUCUCACCAAGAGGUGCUGUUUGUGCUGCAAAAAGGGUAUGAGACCCCUGGGUCUGCGCUGAACUGUGGCAUCAUGCUGAGGGAGUGUAUCAGACACGAGCCACUGGCCAAGCUGGUUCUCCACUCAGAACACUUCCAGGACUUCUUCAAUUACGUAGAGAUGGAGACCUUCGACAUCGCCUCAGACGCUUUCGCCACCUUCAAGGACCUGCUCACAAGACACAAGGUCCUGGUAGCUGAAUAUCUAGAACAGAAUUAUGAUGCCAUCUUUGACCAGUAUGAGAAGUUAUUACACUCUGAUAACUAUGUGACAAAGAGACAGUCAUUAAAGUUGUUGGGAGAGCUUCUGUUGGACAGGCAUAACUUCACAGUGAUGACCCGGUACAUCAGCAAGCCUGAGAACCUGAAGCUGAUGAUGAACCUACUGAGGGACAAGAGCCCUAACAUACAAUUUGAGGCCUUCCACGUCUUCAAGGUGUUUGUGGCGAACCCCAACAAGACGCAGCCCAUCAUAGACAUCCUGCUGAAGAACCAGCCCAAACUCAUCGACUUCCUUAGCAACUUCCAGAAGGACCGCAUGGACGACGAGCAAUUCAACGACGAGAAGACCUACCUAAUCAAACAGAUCCGAGACCUAAAGAAACCCGCCUCUUAAAACCCUUCCCCUUAGCUAUGACCUUUACCCUAACCUUUACUUUUUAUUGUCGACAAAAAAUACAUUGACAAUAAUGAUUCAAUUUCUUAAUAUCGAAGACAUUGUCUUUUUUCUUGGUUCCUUAAACUUUGCAGAGAAUAGUUCAUAAUCAGAUUUUUUUUCAUUGUUUUUACUUUUAAAUGAACCCUUUUCUUAUUAGUGUGUAGUGUUCCAAAAUGGGAAGGGGAUUUCCUCUCUUGGGGGGAACCAAUGGUUAGAGACCUCUAGGUGAUUGGCUGAGUGAGCUGUGGAGACCACUGAGCAUCACUUUAAUUGUGCAAAUAUUUUUCCGCAAAUGUUCUUUUCAUUGCCACUUGCAGGCAUGAGCCAGCUAGAUAGUUCUGACUUCUAAUACUCUCCUAAUCUCACCACCGUAUACUAAAGUAUCCAGAAUCAUAGAAGGAAUUGCUAUCUCUAUUAGAGGAUCGAAAUGGUAUUCUCAAAUGUUCCGUAGAACUCCUCUUCAGACUCACAUUCCCUGCUAGUCUUACUCCUGUGGUUGUACUUCCACUAUUUACACUUAAGUUAUGUUUCAACACUGUAGUAGGUCCUCUGACAUGACAACUCUACAUUUGAUCUUACAAGGAACAUAUUAGAUGUCAGGUGAUCAGCAGGACCAUUCUUUUACUGCUAACCUUCGUAUAGAAUAUGACUUAUCAAUAGUUUUGAUAAUUGAUUCUCCACAGAUGGCUGGUAGCACUUUCUAUAUCAUUCAACGCUAAAGGAGCAAUUCCUUUUUUGGUUUAUUUUAAGCUGAUGAAGUAGUUUCCUGUUCAACAGGAUUCUAUCAUGAUGAUUAAAAAAAGUUUGUCUUGUGUAUAAUAGCUGGUUUUAACCCAUAAAGUAAGUGCCAUUGCAGGUGACAGAAAAAUCCUGAUAUUUUUUUCUGUAACUUGUUUUGUUAUUUAGAUGGUGGAGGGGGAUGGUGGAACACAUUAACAGUAGGGGGACAUACAGAGGUGCCUUUUGUUUUCCCUUUUUUUGGAAAACGGAGCUUAAUUCUUAUUUAGAAAAAUAUGGUCUGGUUGAACAUAUUAGUCGUGAUUAAGCAAUGAACCUUGAACUCACUAUAUUUGAGUUGUGCAGUUGAAAUAAUAUUUUAUUUUAAACUUAUUGCAGUUCAUUGAUCGCAUCAUAAAACUAGGAACCGGGAGGCCAAAACUCAGGACUGAUUGUCCAGGAAAGUUAACAUUCCAGUAAACUGGAUAAGGUAGAAGAAGCAUCUUGCUCUGAAUAUAUUUUUUUUGACAUGUAGCUUGUUUUGGGGGAAAUCUAAAUUAAAUAACCUCAGACAAAUUGAGCCAAUGCAUAUUUUAAUCGUGGUGGUUGAGCUUACAUCUAAAUUGAAAAUAUUAACUAAUUAAUAUGGCUCUUCAAUGUAAUAUUGAAUAAUACAUGUGAUGGGCACCAUGCCACGAACAAGUGAUUGUUCUUUAAAUUGCCCCAAAAAAUUGUUUUUUCAAUUGUUAGAUUGGAUUUGACACACAAGGGAUAGUAUCCUCAAUGCCCUUGUUGUUUUGGUGAAACUCCGUCAUUCUAGCCCUGUUCUAUAUCUGGUGCUAACAUGCAAUCUUGACCAUAUACCUCUCCAGGUAGCCGGGGACAAAUUGAUUGGAUGAAAGUUCAGUGGGCAGAGCUUAGUGACAUGUCACUGGGUGGAGUUUACAAGUGAGUCAAGUAAAGACAAGUGUUUCAGGGAGGUGGAGUGCUUGUGGGAGGGUGUUAAAACAGGUUGCGACAGAUGGUGUUGCCAGUUUGAAUCCAAAUGCAGCUUUUGUUUUCCAACCUACUUAAAUGUUUUAGUACAUAUCUGACAUUCUAAAAUGACUAAAGGAAUGAACAGCUUUAUAAAAUCUACACCCGAUCAUGAAUUCUGUCAAGAGGGCAGAUGGUGUAACAAACAAAACAUAUAUUUCCAUGAAGUCCAUCUGAUAAAGGUAAAUGCUCCCAGGGCAGCAGAAUGUUGAACAUAUCACUUACUGCAUCACAAUUCUGUUCUAGAUGGUGCCCUCCCUCCUGCUGGUGCUGUGGACUAUGACCACAAGGUCACAGGUUCAAGUCUUGCCAUGCCAAUGACCUUUCUCAAGUUAUAUUUUGAACCCUAGUCACUCCCUAUAUUCAAAUGAUGAGAUUCCCAAUGUUAAGACAUAUUGAUCCCUUGAAUCAAUGAUUUGAGGGACUAUUUAAAAUGGUUUGACAAUCAAGAUCUGUUUACACUUGUAAGAUAUCAAGAUACAAUUAGUCCUCGAUGGCCUCUGGAGGUAGUCAGGAAGAAUCACCAUCAAUAAUUGUAAUAUUCUACACGGGUCUAGAAAUGGUCACAAUCAGAAUAUGGACAAGAUCAAGACACAGGACCCAUGUUAACACCAGGUAUAAACGGGGCUUCGAAUGGCAAACUGACAAUGUUAAACAAAAGAGACUUAAAAGAUUCAGGCUGUAUGAGAAGGAACUUACACCCGAGCCAAAACAGAUUUACUUAACAUAUUGUACUAAAGUAAUAUUGACCCUUUUCAACCAUGGGAUUUCAUUUUUUUUAUCACAUUGAUACUACUGCACCACAACACCAAUAAAAGAAACGCAUACAUAGUU